GGCGCUGCGUUGGCUGCGGCCUGGCACCAAAGGGGCGGCCCCGGCGGAAAGCAGACCCAGUGGCCCCGACGAUUAUGGACCCGGCGGAGGCGGUGCUGCAGGAGAAAGCGCUCAAGUUUAUGGCUGCAGUCCCGGCUGGUGGAUAUUGGAGGAAUAAUAAAAAGUGCUCUAUGCCCAGGUCUCUGUGGCUGGGCUGCUCCAGCCUGGCGGACAGCAUGCCUUCUCUGCGAUGCCUGUAUAAUCCAGGGACUGGCGCCCUCACAGCUUUCCAGAAUUCCUCAGAGAGAGAAGACUGUAAUAAUGGCGAACCCCCUAGGAAGAUAAUACCAGAGAAGAAUUCACUUAGACAGACUUACAACAGCUGUGCCAGACUCUGCAUAAACCAAGAAACAGUAUGUCUAGCAAGCACUGCUAUGAAGACUGAAAACUGUGUGACCAAAACAAAACUUGCCAAUGGCACUUCCAGUAUGAUUGUGCCCAAGCAGCGGAAACUCUCAGCAAGCUAUGAGAAAGAAAAGGAACUGUGUGUCAAAUAUUUUGAGCAGUGGUCAGAGUCAGAUCAAGUGGAAUUUGUGGAACAUCUUAUAUCCCAAAUGUGUCAUUACCAACAUGGACAUAUAAACUCCUAUCUGAAGCCUAUGCUGCAGAGAGAUUUCAUCACUGCUCUGCCAGCUCGAGGUUUGGAUCAUAUUGCUGAGAACAUUCUGUCAUACCUGGAUGCUAAAUCAUUAUGUGCUGCUGAACUUGUGUGCAAGGAGUGGUACCGCGUGACAUCAGAUGGCAUGCUGUGGAAGAAGCUCAUCGAGAGAAUGGUCAGGACUGAUUCCCUGUGGAGAGGCCUGGCAGAGCGAAGAGGGUGGGGACAAUACUUAUUCAAAAACAAACCUCCUGAUGGGAAUGCGCCUCCCAACUCUUUCUAUAGAGCACUUUAUCCUAAGAUUAUACAAGAUAUUGAGACAAUAGAAUCCAAUUGGAGAUGCGGACGGCAUAGUUUACAGAGAAUCCACUGCCGAAGUGAAACAAGCAAAGGAGUUUAUUGUUUACAGUAUGAUGACCAGAAAAUUGUAAGCGGCCUUCGAGACAACACAAUCAAGAUCUGGGAUAAAAGCACGUUGGAAUGCAAGCGAAUUCUCACAGGCCACACAGGCUCUGUCCUGUGUCUCCAGUAUGAUGAGAGAGUGAUCAUAACUGGAUCAUCGGAUUCCACAGUCAGAGUGUGGGACGUAAAUACAGGUGAAAUGCUAAACACCUUGAUUCACCAUUGUGAAGCAGUUCUGCACUUGCGUUUCAAUAAUGGCAUGAUGGUGACCUGCUCCAAAGAUCGUUCCAUUGCUGUGUGGGAUAUGGCCUCCCCAACUGACAUUACACUCCGGAGAGUGCUGGUUGGACACCGAGCUGCAGUCAAUGUUGUGGACUUUGAUGAUAAGUACAUCGUUUCGGCAUCUGGGGAUAGAACCAUAAAGGUAUGGAACACAAGUACAUGUGAAUUUGUAAGGACCUUGAAUGGGCACAAACGAGGCAUUGCCUGUUUGCAGUACAGAGACAGGCUGGUGGUGAGUGGCUCAUCUGACAACACGAUCAGAUUAUGGGACAUAGAAUGUGGUGCAUGUUUACGUGUGUUGGAAGGCCACGAGGAAUUGGUGCGUUGUAUUAGAUUUGAUAACAAGAGGAUAGUGAGUGGGGCCUAUGAUGGAAAAAUUAAAGUGUGGGAUCUCAUGGCUGCUUUGGACCCCCGUGCUCCUGCAGGGACUCUCUGUCUGCGGACACUUGUGGAGCAUUCUGGAAGAGUUUUUCGACUCCAGUUUGAUGAAUUCCAAAUUGUCAGUAGUUCACAUGAUGACACAAUCCUCAUCUGGGACUUCCUAAAUGAUCCAGCUGCCCAUGCUGAACCUCCCCGCUCCCCUUCUCGUACAUACACCUACAUCUCCAGAUAAAAAACCCAACACUGACCUCAUACUUGCCCAGGACUCGUUACAAUUGCAGUAUUAAAUGUAUCUGCCAAGACCAGAGUGAGCAACAACAGCAACAAUCAAACUCCUACUCGGAUUCCCCAGACCAGUGAGGAGCAGGGCUUUGAGACUCCUGUUGGGACACAGUUGGUCGGCAGCCGACCAGGACAGUCUGCUCGGCCCAGCCGGCUGCUUCCGUGCUGCUAUCAGAAGAUGUCUUCUAUCUUGUGUGAAUGAUUGGAACUUGUAAGCCUCCCUUCCCACCUCUUCCCCAUCCCUCUGCUCCUGUCUCCCUACCAUUGGGUUCCAGACAAAGAUGACUUAUAAAUAUAUUUAGUGUUUUGCCAGAAUCUCUCUUGCUUUACCAUUAAGCAAAAGAACUACUUUCCCCAUAUGGUCCACUUCUAGAGGACAGGGAUGCGGCUUCCACGCAGACACUGCCUGCUGUCCCUCAUUAACUGCCGGAGUGUCCAGCACCUGGCCAGAGCAGCUCAGUCCACUGCAUGGGAGCAAACAACUGCCUGCACAUCCUCAGGGGGAGAGAGAAGAGAGAGGAGCCCACACUGGAAGACCUGCACCUGCUGCCCCCCCCCCAUGCUGGCUGUUUCUGUCCCUCCUCCCUCUUUCCCCAACAACUGUCUCUUCAACCUAAAGAGGUGUGUGAAGAGACUGUCCUCAGCUAGCAUGAGGUGGAUCACCUAGAGAUGGGACACUGGAAGAGCUAAGUAUGUUGAGUUACAAGUCCAAGCAUGUUUUUGCUGCAAGUGACCCUGUGACAGCAGAUUCGUGAACAUCACGCUCGCUGCUCUUCUCUCUCCUCCCUCUCCCACCCCCACCCCCGCCUGGGGAGGGGCAGGAGUGUCCUGGGCCCAGCAGUGGCUGCAUCUCUUCUGGACUCAGCAGUCUCCUGGAUCCCACAUAGCGUGUGGACAGGAGCUGCUGAUUGCAUUUCCUCCCAUUAACAGCAUUGUGCUUCACCUUCAACCACUGGCAAGGCUUGGCUCACAGAAAGGCUUGGAAUGGCCAGUGCCUGGUGCCCAACACAUUCAGCACCAUAGCCCACAUCUCCGUUUCCUCUUCACAGCCAGUGGGCACCUGGGUACCUGUAACCACCCAGACAGUGAGCACAUUGUUCUAAGAGAUGGCCAGGGAUGGAAGCUGAUUUUCCAUUUAGACCAGUAAAUAUCAGACAUCAGUCUAACCAUCUGAGCCUUGCACUGCAGAUCCUUCCUUCUGCUUCUCCCAACCCUGUGUUUGCAGGAAGGCAAGGCUGCUACAGAGCGGGGAUCAGGGUGAAGUUGGCACACAGGGUUUACUAGUAGGACAAAAGCUGCCUUCUCUUUCCUUCUCUUCCUGGCCUUAUUUUGCUUUCCACCUUCCCCAACCAAUAAACUCAGUGGCAUUCAGUGACUGACAUAAGCAAGUGGACGCCCACAAGGACAGGGCUAACCUGACCGCGUGGAAGCAGCUCAGGACUUCCUUGCUAGUGGACUCCAAGUGCGGAGGCACGUGGGCCAUGCUGGCCUGGGAGCACUUGACCCACGUACCAGCUUGUUCACCUUGAGCACACAGGGCCGGCAGAGGGGGUGGCCUGGCCACACCCUGAGGCCGUGAAACCACAGUACAGCCUCCUGGUUCCAUAGCCAGGCCAUUGUUGCUGAUCCUAGCCAUGCAGUUGAACUGAAGAAAGCUACCUUUUAACCAGCUGCUAUAAAAACAGUAAUGAGUGCUCCUUGCAAGUGACCUGCAGCCAGGCCACCAUCAGUUCAGCAGCAGGAGAGAAGAGUAGGGCACCUUUGCUCUACCCUCUGGUUUGUGAGGUGCCCUCCAUCCAAAUGUACCCAGACUAAAUGUUGCAUGUGGAGAGGCAGAUCACGCAUGUGCAGCUUUCUUUCCCUGCUUUGUUUCAGUCUCGGUAUAAUUCUCUUUCCAACCACACACAUGGUACAGAGAAUGCUUCCUGGCUAGCCACUAUGAAUUCCUUGUCUGUCAUGUUGACUAUCGGUAGUACGUGGAUUGUUGAAAGACUUUGUUGCCAUUGAAGAGAGGGGACUGUCAGGUCAGCAUGAAAAAGGCGUGGGUUUCCAGCUGCUUCAGAAAUUGUCUGAUAGCCAUAACUUUCCUAGCUCUUCAGUUACAUGCUGCUAUUCAAACGUGGGAUUGGGGUAGGGGUAGUUCACUGGUAGAGUACUUGCCCUGGUGUGGGGUGAGGCCUUGGAUUUGGUCCCCAGAGUUGAAGGGGAGUAAAAGUGGAUGCUUUUGAGCUCAGGGCUGGGCCCUGAAUGUGUGGCUCUCCUAGUUCACUUGAGGUUUUCUCAAGUUGUCCUGUCUGCUGCUGAUGGAAAUGGCAAUGAAGUGAAGUGGUCUGAGAAACCUGAAUUGUUCACAUUUCUCAGCUCGGGGGUCAUUUACCAGUUCAUUGUAGAAGAAAUAAUCAGGUAAGUAGAAGUUCAUUUCCAGAGAAGGUAAACCCCACUUACAAUCUCUGCAUGAUUUCAGUGGGAAUGGAUUAUCACUAAUCCCCAACUGGGCCACAAUAAAUGUAAAGUUUGACCUUUUUAAAAAGAAAAGAGAAACAAAGAAAAGUCUCAACACAUUUAAAGGAAUAGUAGAAAGAAAUUGGAAGUGUCCCCACUAUAGGUUAGUCUCUUUUUACUGAAAUCUACUGUUCAGUGUAGGACCUGAAAGACACCUUUCUUAAAGACAAGCUGAAACCCCUGUGUAGGCAAAUGAGCUUGUGCAGCUGCUGAGGACGUGUGUGACCAACCCCUGCGCUCACACUGGUGCUGCCUGGACAGGACCAGCAUGCCUUGCUGCUUCUGUGUGAAUGUCAAUGCUGGUAUCAUUUUCCUCUCUCAAGUGCAGCUUGAAAGUGAAUGUGAAUUAUGGAUGGGAGCCCUUUUACACUUGUCCCUUGGCUAAAUUCUUUCCGAUUUGUCCUAACUUUAGAGACAGACUCUGAAACUCUGUUGACAAGUAAUAAAGUCUGGCCUUCAUAACUUGUUUCAGAACUGAAAAAGACACUGAGGCUCCUAAAUCAUUCUGUAAGAAAAAUCUUUUUUUUUUUUUUUUGUACAAUCUGAAGCUGCAGAGAAGGAAACAUGCACUCGUCUCUCAUCUUCCCUGCUGUCUCCCGAUGCCAUUGGUCUGAACAGCCGUGGUUGAGCUACUCCUCAUCCAGCAUUUGACUGUGUGGAAACAAGGGGCUUGGGUGGGAGUAUAUUGGAAAUAAUUAGGACCGUUUUGUUUCUUCCUAGAAAUUGGGUUAGCUGCCUUGGUAUUAUUGACCUUAUUAGCAUCUUCCUUUUGCCUUAAAUGGUAAUACCUUCCAACCCAGAGGUGGAAGCAAGCCACCCCAAAAUAGUACAGGUUGUGGGCUGGGCUGAAAGCUUGAUUCUGAAGUAUUCCAGGGUACUUGUAGGUAUAAAUGGGAUGCACAGACAACCCAGCACCUGUGACUGUCACAGUCUUUUUAGGGUAUAACUUUAGUCUAUAUUUGACAUCCUCCUAUUUGGGUAAGUUCAGAAGACUUCCAAGUUCACCUGAAGACUAGCAGCGGGGUUCAUCCCUUGUGCCUCACCCACACAGCUAGCAGAGUAGAACCCCUUCUUUUAGCUAGAGUCAACAGAAUCAGUACCAGGAAGACAGCCAUCUUGGGGGAAUAGAGCUUUGCUUAUGGUUAUCUUUAGCCUAAAUUCAUUUAUGAUACCAGAGCUUUAGAGCUGAGGAGAUUUACCAAGGCAGCAUGAUCCUGGCCGCCUGGCUCCAGGAAGAACUUACAGCAUUGAUACCUAGAAACCCCUAUUGCGGGAAGCCCAGUGCCUGUGAUCUGAAGUCUGAGUCAGUGACAUCCCAGAUACGUGCUUCUCAACCAAAACCAGUUGACUGUCUUAGUUCCUGAGAAAGGGAGAGAGACUGUGUGUGUGUGUAAGUGUUACUUCCCUUUCUAAGCCAUUCCCUUGGACACUGAAGGAAAAGAUAACUGAGAGUUUAAGUUUGAACCUCUGGGUACCAAGGCAACUAACACCUUGCCAAAACAGUGAUCCUGAGGGCUCAGGAGACUCACUGGAGGGAUGGAUGUGCAGCGGACUCCAGCUGUGGGGCAGGGCUGGCAACAACCGCUUCCCAGGAGCCCUGGCUGGAUUGGCUCUCUGUUCUUUAGACUCCAUGCUAACUGCUUUGGUUUUGGGGCUAUGUUACAGUGAUGUGUCGUCAAUGUAUCAAUAUGUUCACGACCUAAGAUCAUGGUCAUAGAGUGUGCUUUGUUGUUUUUUUUUUUUUUAA
This is a messenger RNA of Jaculus jaculus (lesser Egyptian jerboa), 6233 nucleotides long. RefSeq names its product beta-transducin repeat containing E3 ubiquitin protein ligase (gene Btrc). Gene Ontology annotation, molecular function: protein dimerization activity. The transcript is spliced from 16 exons. Lineage: Eukaryota; Metazoa; Chordata; Mammalia; Rodentia; Dipodidae. Bases 75 to 1934 code for a protein of 619 amino acids. The record is from RefSeq and is a predicted model, not a curated record.